CAUCUGCUGGGUGGGGUCAUCUGCCCAAAUAUAUUGUUGUCUUCCCCUUCGAUCCCCUCCUCCUCGCUCGAAUCCUCGUCCUGCCGUCUCUCAGAACUCCCCCAAAAAUUUCAGUAGUAUUCCUCACUCGCACCUUCCAAUCCUAUCAGAUCAUCGAACUCCUUAACCGAAUCCCGUAAGCGGGAGGGCGAGACCCGACGAUCGAUCGGCCACGAACAGCGGAAUAGUGCAGCAGCUGCCGUAGGCUAAAUAAAAUAUCUAAAAAAGGAGAGAGUUGCAGGUGUUUGGUCCCGGUCAGCCAUGGCGGAUCAGUUCGCGGACUCUGCGAACAAUGUAGUCAUUGAGGAGGUCAACAAGGGACUGAACCCUGGAAUGAUAGUCCUGAUUGUGGUCGCGACCUUCCUGCUGCUUUUCUUUGUCGGGAACUACGCUCUCUAUGUGUACGCUCAGAAGACGCUUCCUCCUCGCAAAAAGAAGCCAGUCUCGAAGAAGAAGAUGAAGAGGGAAAAACUGAAGCAAGGUGUCUCUGCCCCAGGAGAGUGAAGAGAGCCACCAGUUAUGAUGUUGCUGAUUUGAUUCAGACGACCCUCUUCGCUUGUUAGAAAACAGGAUAUAUAUCAGCUGGAACCGCAGUGCUUACAGUUACUAUGUUCUGUAUAAGCUUUAUAUAGUGAUUCUCCGUUAUUGGACAACUUAUUUCAGCAAACGGUUGAACCUUAGCCCAAAUUGAUCUAUUGUGCUGUUCGUAUUUUUAAGGCUUUCAAAUUUUUAGUAGUAGUGGUCUUCUGCAAACUCUGUCUCCUGGGCCUGGAUGACCCCUUUGAAUCUGUUCUGUUUUUGGUUGCA
Oryza sativa Japonica Group (Japanese rice) is the source of this 846-nucleotide messenger RNA. The record is from RefSeq and is a predicted model, not a curated record. NCBI's taxonomy places the organism in Eukaryota, Viridiplantae, Streptophyta, Magnoliopsida, Poales, Poaceae.